Molecule: messenger RNA, 2760 nt
Organism: Achroia grisella
Lineage: Eukaryota; Metazoa; Arthropoda; Insecta; Lepidoptera; Pyralidae
Product: short-chain dehydrogenase/reductase family 16C member 6-like
Exons: 6
Coding region: 83-1171 (362 amino acids)
Cellular component (GO): lipid droplet
Molecular function (GO): oxidoreductase activity, acting on the CH-OH group of donors, NAD or NADP as acceptor
Source: RefSeq, a predicted model, not a curated record
AGAGAAGAGACUAAGUGUACAUGUGAAAAAGUGAUGCUUAGUGAUAGUUUUUGUUCUGUUAACAUUAACUACAGUGUUUAAAAUGUCUACAGUCGCACAAGAGUAUAUGAACGGCGACAGACCUGGCCCUUUGACGAGGGAGAUACCAGAGUGUAUGAGAGACAAAUAUACCGUCGUGCAAUCCAUUAUAGACCUUAUAGUGUUUGCCAUCGUCGGGAUAGGUUAUAUAAUUAGGGCAAUAUAUAGGUCCAUUGUGGGCUAUCAAAAGAAGGAUUUGAAGGGCAGCAUUGCAUUGGUGACUGGUGGCGGCGGAGGAUUGGGCAGUCUCAUAGCGUUGAGAUUAGCAAGACUGGGGUGCACCGUCAUAUUAUGGGACAUAAAUAAACAAGGUUUAGAAGACGCAGUCAAAUUAGUAAAAGGUAUCGGAGGGAACUGCUAUGGUUACGUAGUAGAUCUCGCCAACAGAGAAGACAUUUACAGGGUCGCUAAGAAGGUCGAGGAAGAGGUGGGCAGGGUGACAUUAUUAAUAAACAAUGCGGGCGUGGUGUCAGGACAGUAUCUGCUCGACACUCCAGACCAUCUCAUACAGAGGACCUUCGAUGUCAAUGUACUCGCUCACUUUUGGACAGUGAAAGCGUUCUUGCCGACAAUGAUUGAACAUAAUGACGGUCAUAUAGUGACCAUAGCGUCGAUGGCGGGCUACAUAGGUGUGUCCAAGUUAGUGGACUAUUGUUCGUCCAAGGCUGCCGCUUGUGGAUUUGACGAGUCACUGCGAAUGGAGCUAAAUUCGAGAGGCAUUAAAGGCAUUCACACUUCGUUGAUAUGUCCAUUCUUCAUUAGGUCGACAGGAAUGUUUGACGAAGUCAAUGCGAGAUUAGUUCCUCAGCUCAACUCAAAUGAUGUAGCUGAUCGCGUAGUGCUGGCCAUCAGAACAAAUGAAGCUGUCGCCCUCAUACCAGGAUUCUUUAGAGUACUACUACCCUUCAGAUGGAUUGUUCCAUGGAAGUGUUUAGGCGACUUCAUCAAAGUGAUCGUACCAGACGCAGCGCCACAUUCUGCACAAAACUCCCCAACAACAUUGCUUCCGUCGAACCCUUCUCCAUUGCAUACCAAACACGAAUCGCGACCAAUGUCGCUUGUUCCACCCGAGCGACACGACCGACAAGUUUGACGAUUAUAAAAUACGUUAGGGGGUGAUAUGUCAUCUAAUAUAUGGGAUCAAAGCAGGAUAAAAUCAAUUUGUGAAGUUAUUGAUAGACUUUUAAAAUUCUAUAAUCUCUUUUGAAUUAUCCAGAGAUAUUAGUUUUUCUUUCUCUCCUGUUUAUAUAGUUCCAAAAUGUAGAUAUAGUCAUUAUUAUAUAUUUGAUAAUGUAAAUCCCCCUUUUAAGAGCUAGCAUAUAGUGAUAACUUUAUCGCCGUGAAUAUUUCGUCACCGCUAUGAACUCUCAGGAUAUACAAUUAAGUUUUGUGACAUGCGUAACGAUUACGAAAUUAUCACGGUGACAAUACCACUUGUGCGUGCUAUGGCUCUGAAACCUUGGUUGUUACAAUAAUUUAAUACUAGUGUAAAAUAGUAGAUGCUCUAUAUCUAGUUAUACCUGGCCGAUAGGUGUAAUCAUGAGUGAGUUUAGAAUAUAUUUUCAUUGAAUGGGAAAUAGAGGAAAAUAAAGUUUCUCAAUGGUUACGGUUAGUUGUUUCAAAUACAACACAAAGAUAGCGUUGAGAUUUAUAUUAUUAUUUUAUAUCUACUAAUUCUAUUUAGAAUUAGAGAUAAUGAUAUUAUUAUUUUUAACUAUAUUUCUUAUUAUUAUUUUUAUACGGAAGACAAUCGCUGCAUACUUCUAAUAUAAAGAAGGCAUAGAAAUUUAUUUUAAAAAUAUUAAAGUAGUAAAUAUAUCCCAAUAAUAAUAAUAUUAAAGUGUAUGUACAUGAACGAUAUAAUAUUUUAUCAUUACUUACAAAAGAAAUUGUCAAGACUGCUGUUCUAGGCUAAAUAGUGAGUAGUUCUAAGGUGUAAUUUUAUCUUCUACACCAGAACAAUUGUUCUUAAUAAACAUUCGAAUUUACAUAAAUUGUUUCCAUAAAGUUUAUUAAUUACAUACUAAAUUUAGGUGCCGCACUGAAAGCGAGAUGAUAGCAAAUAUUGUGUUACGUUAUUUAUAGAUGGAAGAUGUAUCGAAAAUUUACUAAACUGUUAUAAACGUCUCGAAACUUCUGUGGUCUAUAUAUAAUAUUUGUAGCAUUUUAAAGAGGCCUUAACAUUUUUGUAUUAGAAUUCGAACUGUAACGAGAAAAUGGUACAUUUUACAUUUAAUCUCACUUUCUCAUUUAAAAAUAUAUUUAAUAAACAUUAAAGUGGAUAUUUACAAUUAAAUAUAAAUAUGUACCGUAAGAAACCCAUUAUAAUAUGAACGUCGUAUUAAGUAACCUAUCGCUGUAUUUCCCAGUUUUUUAUACUACGUAGAUGGCAAAUAGGGAUACGGCCCAUCUGAUGAUAAACGAUUACCGUAGCCAUUUUAAUUAACGAUGAUAAUUCGAUUCUAAUUUCUUCAUAAUAGUCUAACGAGUUCGCAUUCGAAUUCGUUACAUUAUUAAGAAAUACAAAGUCAUAUUCUUUAAGAAAUAGAAAUCAAAUUUAUCUGACAAAUAUAUGAAAAAAAUUGUAAAUAAGACUGGAAAACCUAAAAGUUAAUCGUGACUUAUAUGAACAUAAUGUAAUAACAUUUGAGGGCUUCAACCGCAAUGUUAAAUAGUGAAAUA